GAACCUUUCCUUCACUGCCAUAGCAAUGAUGUCCCCUCCACUCCCGCAGGAGCUCCGUCUUUCCAUUGAACCUUUCCUUCACUGCCAUAGCAAUGAUGUCCCCUCCUCUCCCGUAGGAGCUCAGUUUCUCCGUCUAACCUUUCCUUCACUGCCGUAGCAAUGACAUCCCCUCUGCUCUCGCAGGAGCUUGCCCCCAUGCAUGACCGUCCCCAUCCAGUAUCGAACUCCCGUCCGAUGUUGCAAGAGUCCUCCCAGUCCAGCGACCAACAACCUCCCUGAGAACACCGCACCAUCAGCCUUGUGCUUCACCUUUUUUUUUUGUGUGUGUGUGUGUUAUUAAUGUUGUGUAUUUGUCUGUCUUGUACGUGGUGCUAUCAUGCUGCAGAACAAAUUGCCCCUAAGGGGGACAAUAAAGUUUUACAAUACAAUACAAUUUCUUGGAGGGUUGUCAGUAACGUUUUCUGGCUGCUAUCCCUCAUUUGUUUUGCCCUUUUUGUGGGAGUACUCAGGUUUCAGGCUGAAUUCUGAGCCUCCCCUCGGACAGCAUGCCAAAUACGCAUACUCUUUUACUCUAUCCAAUUAUUUGUAAGUGUGAAUUUAUGAAUAAUAAUAAAAUAUCACUUCUCUCAUCACUAGAAGAUGUGUUAAAUAUGAACUUGUUUAAAUAAUAAACAUUAGAUCUAUUAAAAUCUUAGAUCUAUUAAUGCCAUUAUGUCUAAAGGUCGAAUAAACAUGUUUUCAUAUCAUGCAUUAAACAAUUCACUUAUUCGCUUGAUCUCCAUUUCCAUAGAGAUUAAUCUGUUUGGCUUCCCUGGCAACAAGGGUGCACCUAAACGUGGUUGUUCACUCAAGCCAAAAUAACACCGCUUACAACAAAACAAAUCUGUAUUCCACAUCCUGACUUCAAAAUAAGUAAACUGUGAAGGAUGGAUAACUGUGAUUUAGAUAAUUUUGCAAUGUCUGAGGGAAAACUAAACCCUUCCUUCAGAUCAGAUAUUACCCAGUACACAGCAACAGUUGAGAGCAGUGUCGAAACCACAACUCUACAUCUACAGACAAGUGACUGCGGUGCCUCUUGUAAUAUCUUGUUUGGUGAUGGAUCCAAAACCAUUAAACUAGAGGAUGGAUUAAAUAAAGUAGAGAUUGAGGUUGUUUCUGAAGAUGGCACAACAAAGAUGUAUAGUAUUGCGGUGACCAAACUCUCGGCCAGCGCAGCACAGCUGAGUGAUCUGACCGUACAUGGAGGACAUUCACUUCAGCCUGAUUUCUCUCCAACGACCUACAACUACUCAUGUCUUGUACAUUUUGACUGUUGUGAGGUGAGAAUGAAUCCUCAGACACCAGACAAGAGCAUGCAGACUGCUGUCAAUGACACUUCUUGCUCUGAAUCCAUCAUGUUAAAUGCAGGAGAAACAGAAGUUAUUAUAAAGGUGACAUCAGCAGAUGGCGCCAACUCUCAAGUGUAUACUGUAAACAUUACUAGAGAGCAAAUUCCUCUAGCCGUGACUUUCUGUGACGUGAGAGAGCAGAUUGAGUUUGAGUGUCCUGUAUCUUUAAGUGCCCUCUACAAACCUGUGUCAAUACAUCAGAGUGAACCAAAGACAGUAUUUUCAGCCCCAUAUAUUGACGUGCUGACACGGAGGUCAAAAGUUGAUCCAUUUACUGAGCGUCCGUUGGGAGAGGGGUGGAAAGUUCGGGAGUCAGAGCUUGAGCAGAGAAUGUCAAACGCUCCCGUCAAAUGUUUCUUCUCACAUCGUGGAUGCAGAAAGCAGAUGAGAUAUGCAGAGAUCGGAGCACAUGCAAAAGAGUGUCGUCACAAACCGUCAUCAGAUCUAGAUCCUCUGGAAGUUACACAAACAAACUGGUACAGAAAAUAUUUUGCAUCCUCAAACAAGCUGGACAUAACGACCAAUCAUCACACACUUGAGAUUAGAAACUGGGAGAAAAGACUGCAGACAGCAUUUGGAGAACGUGAUUUAGAUAAUCUGAUUGCUCAUGCAGAGGAACACUUAAAACUCUACAAGAAAUGGCUUCCUAAUCCAGGUGACGUGAUGCGCUGUGAUCCAGGACAGUCUCCACUGGAUCAUCUGGAGCAGGCUGCCGUCCACUACGCUACUGCUCUUAAGAUUAAACCCCACAAUGCUAAACUGCAUUUUCUUCUUGGGCAGACACUAGAGGAGCACUACUUCACAACAGAGAUGUACGGCCUGAGAAAGAAGGCUGAGGAAGAUGACCAGGAUCUUGUCCAGGCCAAGUCUGCCGGGAGGCAGGAAGAGAUCUUGGCCAUCUGCAGGCUUCAUGGCUUUCCAGGAACACCGACAAUGGAGAACCAGCUAAAAGCACUUGACAUGGAGUUACAAGAUCUCAAACAGCAGGGCCAGUCAGCAAAGGCAGAUUACAUCCAGACACUUUUCCUCUGGCUAUCAAAAAAAGUUGGAAAGGACGGCAGCAGUGUUGUGUCUGAUGAGAAGUGUUGGCUCUCUCGAGCCCUGCUGAAGUAUCUGGACGCCUGGUCACUGAAUGCAGACAGCUGGGAAUAUAACCUACACGUGGGGCGUUUGCUGCUACUACAGGGGAGAAGCAAGGAGGCAUUGCAACACCUUCAGACUGCACUGGGUCUUCAAUCCUGUCAUCCAACAAUUAGGUUUUAUACUGGCUUGGCUCAGCUGCAGCAGAAAGAGGAAACCAUGUCCAUUGAGCAGGUUGUGUUGUUCCUACAACAAGGCCUAGAAUACGUCAUGGGUCAAUUCUUUGUCCCACAUGAUCACAAAGAACAAGAGCAGUGGGACACUGGAUGUCAUUUGUCUGUAGUGAACGCUCAGUUUCUACGCGGUUGUCUCAGUUUGGCGGCUUUGCUUUCCAAGUACUCUUCCUCUGACCAGGCCAUGAGUCCAGAGCAAGUCUAUCACAUCAUCUCUGGGCUUGCGGCACAGGGCAUCAGCAGGUGUGUGAAUGCAGGUGAGGUGGUGCAGCAGCUGGAGUGGGUGUUGCUGGACGCUCAUUUUGCUCUCCUACAAGCCCUCAUUCAGCAGGACAGAGAAGGCAAACAGCCCUGGAUAGUGAAGAGAUGCCAGGCUCUCACUGCUUUGAUACGGCUCUCAUCUAUCGCCCCCUGUAGGGAGCUUCUGGACAUGCAGGAGAAGGUCUGUCAGAUGGGAGUAGUGCAGCGCCCCGCUGUAGUCGCGCUCUGUGUCUGCUGGGUUCGGCACAACUGGCUCAGAGUGAUGCAGCUACUGAAAGAGGUCAGGCAGCACUUGCAAAUGCCUGCCUCAGUUUCCAGGCCAGCAUUGAGUUAGAAGGUUCCCAUCAGACCGGAGAACCACCUGAGCAGCUUAACAAGCAGACAUGGUGGAAGGAUCAUGUGGCUGCGGAAAGAGACAAAACAGUCAAGCAUGAAGCUACUGAGGCCAAACCAACAAUCGAGUCAUCUGAGGCUACGGUAGAUGGGAAGAAGACCGGCAGAGUAGCUCCAGCCCG
Megalobrama amblycephala (Wuchang bream) is the source of this 3477-nucleotide messenger RNA. RefSeq lists its product as uncharacterized. Lineage: Eukaryota; Metazoa; Chordata; Actinopteri; Cypriniformes; Xenocyprididae. The transcript is spliced from 16 exons. The coding region runs from base 927 to 3296 and encodes 789 amino acids. Gene Ontology annotation, molecular function: ubiquitin protein ligase activity; protein binding. Gene Ontology annotation, biological process: ubiquitin-dependent protein catabolic process; protein polyubiquitination. The record is from RefSeq and is a predicted model, not a curated record.